UAAUGUCGAUUUACGGCAGUAAAUUUCUGGAAAGACUAAAAUUUGCCGAUAAAGAUUGUCCCAAAAUACAAAAUAAAACAGCAACAAAAGGGCCUAAACGGAAACUCAUACUUUGAAAAGAUUCUCAUUAUUCAAAGCUGUUUAAUAUUGGUGUAUGUGUUUGGAUCGUUAGCCUUUGUUUUGGACAUUUUCUCUUUAAUAAUAGAAAACAUGGCGGUAGGACUGCCGGAAGUUGUUACUAUAAAUAGAGUUCAAUAUGUCAACACUGCACAUGUUUUUAGUUUGCCGGUAUGAAAAUAUAAAAUAAAAUGGAUCAACAAAAAGGACUUCUUAUAUCGAAUGUGUAUGAGUGUAAAGAUGAACUCGAAGAGAGACUAGAGCGGUGUUACAAUGCAGUCACAAGCCUGGUGAAUGGACUGUCAGAACGAGAAGCAAAUGAUGCUCUCAAUUCUCAUGUGUGUAAGGGUGCCCAGCAACACGAAGAGGUCCAGAUUGGACUGCUCUACGCCAUUCUCACAGACCCUGCUAAUGCUCCAAAGCACUAUCGAGACAUCAACCUGGUGACUCGUGAUUCUUUUACUAUCAUGUUAAACAGACUGAACCAGAUAGUGUUUGAAAAAUGGCUCAAGUUGAAGGAUAUAGGGCGGUCGCAGAUACUUUGGCUGACCCGAGAGCUUGUGAAAAACUCUGUACUUGGUGCCGACGGCGCUAUUAACACCCUUCUGAGGCAAAUUGCAGGAGGUGACAUAACGCCGAAAAAUGUGUGGUUAGCAGAAAGUGUUCUGGACAUUUUAGCAGAAUACAGGAGCUGGUUGGACAAGUUUCCAGGCUUGGUGCCGACGGUUAUCUACACGUUCCUGCGGGUGAUUGUCGACCACACUGGCCAGAUCUUCCACAACCUCCGACAACGUGAGGCUGAGUUCACUGCCUCUCUUCUCAGGGAUAAGUGGACAGAGUGUAUGGGUAUUGGACGUGACCUGGUGAGGCUGCUCCAGAAUGUUGCCCGCUUGCCCGAGUUUGAAUCUCUCUGGAGGGACGUCAUGCUCAAGCCAACAGUACUAGCACCUAACUUUACAGGAAUACAGCAGUUGCUUGGUACGCGGACAUCUCGGAAGUACCAGAUUGCGCGUCUUACUCCAGACAUGGAGAACAAGCUGAUCUUUCUGACUACCAAGGUGAAGUUUGGCCAGCACAAACGCUACCAGGACUGGUUUCAGAGACAGUACCUGUCAACGCCAGAGAGUCAGUCUCUACGUUGUGAUCUCAUCCGAUAUAUCUGUUGUGUGUUCCAUCCUUCCAACGAGCUCCUGUGUUCAGACAUCAUCCCCCGCUGGGCCGUCAUUGGAUGGCUCCUGCAAACAUGCACAUCAAAUGUGGCUGCAUCAAAUGCAAAAUUGUCAUUGUUUUAUGAUUGGAUAUUUUUUGACCCAGAAAAAGACAGUAUAAUGAAUAUAGAGCCAGCUGUUCUUGUGAUGUUUUACUCCAUAAAACCUCAUCCCGCCAUAACAGCUACUUUGUUAGACUUCUUGUGUAGAAUAAUGAACAACUUUUGUCCAAUGUAUGCAGAACAAGUCAGAUCAGGAAUUCACAAGUCCUUGAAAACAAUUUUGGACAAGAGAGUUUUACCGUCGUUACAACCUUUAUUUGAGAAUCCAAAACUUGAUAAAGAGUUGCGGGCCUUAGUUAGGACCACAUUCACAGAGUUCAUGACAACAGAUAUGGUGAAGGGAGAUGAAGAAGAAUCGGUGAACAAGGAGGUGGCUAGUCUUGACAUGGACGAGGAAACAAACCACAUCGUCCCUGACAAUGACCUGUCUGAUGCAGCAUUCUCUGAUGACGAGGAUGAAUCCCCACUGGCUAACAACAAAACUGAAAGUACUUUUAGGCCUAUUCGAGAUCCGCAACGCUACCAGUCCGUGGACAUAACGGAGCAUCUACAGCAGCUGGACGGAGACAUCAGAUACUUCACAGAACAGCUUCUCAAUGAAACUGUACAAGAGGACCAGUGUGAGAAGAUUGACCGCUUGAUGCAGAUGGUUGUCAGGGAUGACGAGGACUUUGACGGAGACAUGGCUGCCAUCCUUGCUACAUGCCUCUGUCAGAUCCUCAUUGACCAGUUUAACACUAACAUCUUCCCCGAGGACAUCGAUGAUGAGUCCCUGGAGGAGUCUAUUGGUACACCGCUGUUUGUGAUGCUGCGAUUCCUGAGCUCUACCCAAGAGGAGUCACCCUCCAGAGCCCCACUGUUCUCACUCCUAGGGGAGAUGUACCUCAAACAGCCUCGCAUAGGAUACAACCUCCUCUACUUCCUCAAAGUUGGGAAGGCGAAUGAUGAGAAGAUGCAGACAUACCGCGACUUUGUCCGUACCCUGGAAGAUGGGCACACGUUGGAGUCUUGCCUGCUGGCCGACAUGAAAAUAUGUGAGGAGGACGACGUACGGCUCUUCACCUUCCUUCUCCCUGACAUAUACACACAGUUCCCGAAUGUGUGUGUGGGCAACGCUGAGCUGCUACAGCUGGUCGUGUCGUCUAUUGAUGGGUCCCAGCUCCAGGAACUCAUCUGUCAAAUCCUUCAGGGAAAUCUCGUCAUGUUCCGCAAGGAGUCAUUCCUCAAAGUCCUAAACGCGAGCCUGGACUGGGAGACACUUGAACAGUACUUCCUGUGGCAGCUCAUCACUGCACACAACAUACCCCUAGACUACGUUAUGCCCAUGCUACCAAAACUAGAUUACCAUUGUCAUGCAGAGGCCCUGACCAGUAUCAUGGUGUUACUGAAACAGGAUUGCCCAUCGUCGGACUUGUUGCGGCCGAUCCUUUGUCGUGAGUGCAAGAAGAACGACUUUUUCACAGUUUCCAUCCUGAAUUACUGGGCCCAAGAAUUUGAGGACAAGCUGGCUGAUCUCAUAUACUCCCAGUUCUCCAAAGUGAAUGGUGGGACACCAAAUAAGAAAAGGCUCAGGCCUGGGUCAACAGCAAAAAAGGACAGUCCAUCAACUGACCAGAUCCUGGCACAUCUCGACCAUAUGAGACAGAUCUGCAGGAACAUAUCAUUGUUACAACACUCAAGUAUACAGACAGCCCUCCAGCAGAUUCAGCAGACAGCCAGUGACUCACAGAAAACCAAAUUCAGUGACCUGUUGGCAUUGGCGGAGGAUAUUGCAGACCUGAAGACGUCCCGUGUGCUACGGGGGUUACCGGGGCGACGGGCGGCAGCUGCAGCGGCCUCAAGCACCUCCUCUGGUAACAAAUCCUCCUCCGCUGGGAAGAGCAGGAAACUCGUGAUAGACGACUCCGAAAGUGAAUCCUCGAGCAGCGAGGAGGAAGCAAUAAAACCGCGUGCUAAGAAGAGAAAGAAAGCUCCACCAGUGGAUGACGACAGUGAUUGAACUGUUCUGAAUACUGACUGGUUAACACUCUAUAACAAGUCACUGACAGAUUGGUUAGGUUCCCAUGGUAACACAUGGGCAAACAUUCUCCUCCUUGACAUGCGGGAAUCAGCAGGUGAAGGUGCAGCAUGGAAACCAGGGAUGCACCCGGGUACAUGAGCAUGAACACAAUGGUGGGAGAAGACAAGCCCUGAUGAAAGUGCCUGUUCAUUGUUCAGAGAUUCAGGGAUGCUUUUAAAUAACUGCGACAUUGAGGCUGUUUCUUUUGCAUUCAUAGUGAUUUAUGACAAGUUGUUACAUUGAUUUUUGUUUAAUAAAUGACAAUUAAAGUGCUAAACUGUAAAUGAUCAAUAAAAUUGAAAUCAUA
Molecule: messenger RNA, 3753 nt
Organism: Mya arenaria
Lineage: Eukaryota; Metazoa; Mollusca; Bivalvia; Myida; Myidae
Product: integrator complex subunit 3-like
Exons: 26
Coding region: 309-3386 (1025 amino acids)
Cellular component (GO): cytoplasm
Source: RefSeq, a predicted model, not a curated record